GAGAUGUCUGGUCGGGGAAAAGGAGGAAAAGGGUUGGGGAAAGGAGGCGCUAAACGUCACCGUAAGGUUCUUCGUGAUAAUAUCCAGGGAAUUACUAAGCCCGCAAUUCGUCGCUUGGCUCGCCGUGGUGGUGUUAAGCGUAUCUCUGGUCUGAUUUACGAGGAGACGCGCGGUGUGCUAAAGGUCUUCUUGGAGAACGUCAUUCGUGAUGCAGUCACCUACACAGAACAUGCUAAGAGGAAGACCGUCACUGCCAUGGAUGUGGUGUACGCUCUGAAGCGGCAGGGUCGCACACUGUACGGCUUCGGAGGCUAA
Messenger RNA from Megalops cyprinoides (Indo-Pacific tarpon), 315 nucleotides. RefSeq names its product histone H4. Lineage: Eukaryota; Metazoa; Chordata; Actinopteri; Elopiformes; Megalopidae. Gene Ontology annotation, cellular component: nucleosome. The record is from RefSeq and is a predicted model, not a curated record. The coding region runs from base 4 to 315 and encodes 103 amino acids. Gene Ontology annotation, molecular function: protein heterodimerization activity; structural constituent of chromatin; DNA binding. The transcript has a single exon. Gene Ontology annotation, biological process: nucleosome assembly.